Messenger RNA from Trachemys scripta elegans, 6348 nucleotides. It is a transcript of the gene WDR11, whose product is annotated as WD repeat domain 11. Gene Ontology annotation, molecular function: protein binding. The transcript is spliced from 29 exons. The coding region runs from base 128 to 3799 and encodes 1223 amino acids. NCBI's taxonomy places the organism in Eukaryota, Metazoa, Chordata, Testudines, Emydidae. Gene Ontology annotation, cellular component: cytoplasm. The record is from RefSeq and is a predicted model, not a curated record.
GUUCCGGCGCCGGGCUGAGGUUUCCCCGCUACUGCGGAGAACCCGGCCAUCCCCCUCCCCUCCCCCCGCAGAGCCAGGGGCCACCGCCCGGGUCCAGUGCGCCGCUGCCGGGCUCCCCCUGCACAGCAUGUUGCCUUACACGGUGAACAUCAGGCUGUCGUCCCGGACCCUCACCGGAGCCCUGAGCGCGCAGAACAAGGGGGCGGUGGACUGGGGCUGGCAAGGUUUGAUUGCAUAUGGGUGUCAGUCCCUGGUGCUAGUUAUUGAUUCCAACACUGCCCAGACUGUACAAGUUUUGGAAAGACACAAAACUACUGUUGUCAAGGUUAAAUGGGCUAAAGAAAACUACCAUCACAAUAUUGGUUCUCCCUAUUCUUUGCGCUUAGCUUCUGCUGAUGCUACUGGAAAGAUAAUUGUUUGGGAUGUGGCAACGGGAACAGUUCGCUGUGAAAUACAGGAGCAUACAAAACCAAUCCAAGACAUGCAGUGGCUGUGGAAUCAAGAUGCUUCUCGAGAUUUAUUACUUGCAGUUCAUCCACCAAACUACAUUGUACUCUGGAAUGCAGAUACAGGCACUAAACUUUGGAAGAAGAGUUAUGCAGAAAACAUCCUUUCUUUUUCAUUUGACCCCUUUGAUCCUUCACAUUUAACUUUGCUCACCAGUGAGGGCAUAGUGUUCAUCUCAGACUUCUCUCCUUCCAAGGCUCCUGCCAGCUCGGGAAAAAAAGUUUAUAUCUCCAGUCCACAUUCCAGUCCUUCACAUAACAAGCUGAUUGCUGCUACAGGGGCCAAAAAGGCCCUUGAUAAAGUCAAAAUUUUAAUCACUAACGAAAAACCAAGUGCUGAAUCUGUAACACUGAAUGAGUGUCUUCAGUUGUCAUAUCUACCUUCCAAAAGAAACUACAUGUUAUUACUCUAUCCCAGAGAAAUUUUGAUUCUUGACCUUGAAGUGAACCAGACAGUAGGUGUAAUAGCUAUUGAAAGAACAGGCAUACCUUUUCUACAGGUAAUUCCAUGCUUCCAGCGUGAUGCUUUGUUUUGCCUACACGAGAAUGGUUGUAUAACUUUAAGAGUUCGCAGAUCUAACAUUAGUAUAACUGGUACACCAAAUGAGGACCCAGAUCCAGAUCCAGUUCAGGAGCUGAUUUAUGACUUACGAAGUCAGUCUGAUGCAAUCAGGGUAACAAAGACGGUUCGCCCGUUCAGUAUGGUGUGCUGCCCAGUGAAUGAGAACUCUGCUGCUCUCAUAGUCAGUGAUGGUAGGGUAAUGAUAUGGGAACUGAAGUCUACCAUUUCUGGCAGAAAUUUACGUAACAGAAAUUCAAGUGCAUCACCUUUGUAUUCACCUGUUGCUUUCUGUGGAAUUCCUGUAGGAUCAUUCCAAAAUAAACUUCCAGAUCUUUCAUUGGAUAACAUGAUAGCAGGACAAGGUGCAGUUACUGGUGAAGAACAGUUAAAAAAUUCUUUCUUUCAAGAAGUGCACCUCAAAUUCCUGCUGACGGGGCUUCUCUCAGGACUUCCUUUACCUCCAUUUGCUAUCCGUAUGUGUCCACCUCUAACCACAAAAAACAUAAAACAGUAUCAGCCUCUCUUAGCUGUUGGUACAAGCAAUGGCUCAGUCUUAGUGUAUAAUCUUACCAGUGGACUUUUACACAAGGAGUUAAGCAUCCAUUCCUGUGAAGUCAAGGGCAUUGAGUGGACAAGCUUGACUGGUUUUCUUUCCUUUGCCACAUCAAUGCCCAACAAUUUGGGAUUGGUAAGGAAUGAACUGCAGCUGGUUGAUCUUCCAACAGGCAGGAGCAUUGCAUUUCGUGGGGAACGAGGCAAUGAUGAACCAGCCAUUGAAAUGAUAAAGGUGUCUCAUUUGAAGCAGUAUUUAGCUGUAGUAUUUAAAGACAAGCCUCUGGAACUCUGGGAUGUCAGGACGUGUACUCUUCUUAGAGAAAUGUCAAAAAACUUCCCUACCGUGACUGCUUUGGAAUGGUCAUCUACUCAUAAUUUGAAGAGCUUGAGAAAGAAACAGCUUGCAGCCCGUGAAGCCAUGGCCCGACAGACGGUCGCAUCCGAUACAGAACUUAGCAGUGUAGAAUCUUCUGUGAUCAGCUUAUUACAGGAGGCCGAAAGUAAAUCUGAGCUGAGUCAGAACAUUUCUGCCAGAGAGCACUUUGUGUUUACAGAUACCGAUGGGCAGGUUUAUCAUCUCUCAGUGGAGGGAAAUUUGGUAAAAGACGGUGCAAGAAUUCCGCCUGAUGGAAGCAUGGGUAGCAUUACUUGUAUUGCGUGGAAAGGCGAUACGAUGGUUCUCGGAGAUGUUGAUGGAAACUUAAACUUCUGGGAUUUGAAAGCAAGAGUAUCCAGGGGGAUCCCCACGCACCGAAGCUGGGUGAGAAAAAUACGCUUUGCCCCUGGGAAAGGAAAUCAAAAAGUGAUAACAAUGUACAAUGAUGGAGCUGAAGUUUGGGACACAAAAGAGGUGCAGAUGGUAAGCAGUUUAAGAAGUGGAAGAAAUAUCAACUUCCGAAUACUGGAUGUGGAUUGCUGUACCUCAGACAAAGUGAUCUUGGCAUCAGAUGAUGGGUGCAUCAGAGUUCUAGAGACAACUCUGAAGUCAACAUGUUUUAGAAUGGAUGAACAAGUAUUAACAGAGCCUGUGUGGUGCCCUUAUCUCCUUGUUCCAAGGGCCUCAUUAGCUUUAAAAGCCUUCUUGCUGCAUCAGCCAUGGAAUGAUAAAUGUACUCUAGAUAUUUUACACAUUGAUUAUCCAGAGCAUGACAAUAUUAAAAAUCUGCUUCAAAAACAGCUGAAUUCAUUGUCCAAUGACAUCAAGAAACUUGUUCUUGAUCCUGAAUUUACUCUAUUGCAGAGAUGUUUACUGGUUGCAAGACUCUAUGGGGAUGAAUCAGAACUGCAUUUUUGGAGUGUUGCUUCCCAUUAUUUGCACAGUUUCUCUCAGGAAAAAGCACUAACUGCAAAAACUACAGAUAGUCUGCAAGAAAAAUUAAUCAACCCAUUGGAUAUAUGCUAUGACAUACUGUGUGAAAAUUCCUACUUCCAGAAAUUUCAGCUUGAAAGAGUACAUCUACAGGAGGUUAAAAGAUCAACCUAUGACCACACCAGGAAAUGUGCUGACCAACUUCUUCUCUUGGGGCAGACUGACAGAGCAGUACAACUAUUAUUAGAGACAAGUGCAGAAAACCCGCAUUACUACUGUGAUUCACUCAAGGCAUGUUUGGUCACUACCGUCACUUCAUCAGGUCCUUCUCAAAGCACCAUUAAACUGGUAGCAACCAAUAUGAUAGCAAAUGGAAAGCUAGCAGAGGGAGUGCAGUUGCUCAGUCUAAUAGAUAAAGCUGCUGAUGCGUGUCGUUAUUUGCAAACCUACGGAGAAUGGAACCGUGCAGCAUGGCUUGCAAAAGUUCGUUUGAAUUCAGAGGAGUGUGGUGAUGUCUUGAAACGUUGGGUUGAUCACCUUUGCUCUCCCCAAGUCAACCAGAAAUCCAAGGCCAUCCUUGUCCUCUUAUCACUAGGAUGUUUUACGAGAGUUGCAGAGAUGCUGCACAGCAUGAGGUAUUUUGAUAGAGCUGCCUUAUUUGUUGAGGUGUGUUUGAAGUAUGGCACAAUUGAAAUUAAUGAAGAUACAAAUAAACUAAUCCACGUGGUAUUUGCGGAUUAUGCCAGAAGCUUGAAGACAUUGGGUUUUAAGCAGGGUGCUAUUCUGUUUGCUUCAAAAGCAGGAGCAGCUGGUAAAGAUUUAUUGAAUGAGCUUAAACAACCUAAAGAGGAAGUGACUGAAGAGUGACAACUUCAUUUGUCAUAAAAAUAUAAGAUUUCCAUCAGAUGGGGCAUUUGUUAGUCACAUUUCCAAGGUUAAUGAGAUUGAUUCCAUUGUAUGAAAAUAUCCUCUCUCUUGGACCAUUACAUUAGGGAUCAUAUAGAUAUAGGAUGUUUCAUUUGGACAAGACUUUUAAAAAGAGAUAUAUGUGGAGACAAUGAUAAUAACUAGUUAAGACAGAACUUAGUUUUAAGUUAUCUCAGAUAUUUUUUUUAAAUUAUCCUCACUUCUGAGAAGAGGCAUAGAAACGUCUGAAAAAUCAUACAACUGGAAAUGCUUUUAACUUUUUGAUCCUAGGCAUAGAGAUCAAGGUUCCAGAAUUUGCUAAAAGAUUUGUUAAGUUUGAGGGAGGGCUACUUUUACUUUUUUAAGAGACCUUUAUAGACAUUUGGAAUUCAUCAUAGGUGAGUUUAUAUGCAUAAAUUAUGGAUUCUGUACAUUAAUAAGAAAAAUUAGUUAAGGAAUAAAUGUAGAUCACAAAAACAUGCAUGUCACCAUGAAAGCCAUAUGUUUUGCUCAAGCCCCAUAAUUAUUUUGGCUAAGUCCAGCGUGUUUUGACAUUCUUGAAGUUAGCUGUGAAUAUUACCUUUGAAAGCUUUAAGUACAAGAAAUCCUUAAAAAGUACUUACAAAUUUCUCCUUUUUAACUUUUCAAAACCCAUCAAAAAGUGUUUUCUUCAGCGUAUUAGUGUGGUUAUAAUUUUAAAGACAUUCCAUUCCAUAUUAUUUUAACUGUGAACCUCCUCCAUGCCUUAACGACUAAAUGCUGCGCUGCACUGUACUGUUCACUUCUUAAGAUCAAAAGAUCCUACCACACAAGCUGUAGGGCAGGAUCUUUCCACAGCAUUCAAGAUCACUAGGUGAAAGGGCUGCUAACACGCUUGCUCUUGCACCCCCUCCCCGGUUCAGGAGCUAUUGUGGCAUAGUUAGCUGUUGAAUGUGCUGCCAUCAUCAGUUGGUAGAGAAAGCAUUUUACAAAAUAACAAAGUAUAGACUUCGGUAUGUCAUUCCCUACCUUACUGUGAGGAGGGCUGGCCUGGUUGACAGGACUUAUGUAACAGAUAAUGCCUCUGGAAGCAUCUCUGCUCCUGAUUGCUGUGUCAGCCAUACAGUAUUUGAGCCUAAGCAUUGGGUAGUUUCCAUAGCAUCCUAGCUGCUUGUUUGAUCGUGUUCUUUGCAUUACUGUUGCUUGUGGCAGACACAUCUAUUUUAUGAUUGCAUUGAUUAAGAAACAUUUUACAAGAAAGGAAUGUCUGCUGAAAUAUGAUUUGCCUGAAUUGUGACAUUGCACUCACAAAAUGAAGGUAAAGGAUACUGAAACUAUGUCAGCUAAGGAACCGCUACUUUUAAAAAUCACUUAAAAUUAAGUUACUGUCGCUAACUAAUUUAAUAUAUACGAUAUUGUAAAGAAGCAUAUCACUUAAAUCUUCAAAGUGGUAGUUCAGCUGUUGUUUUGACUUGUUUUGACUUGCGUUACACACUAAAAGUAACAGAACAUAAAAUUUCUCCAUAUAUCUCCAUAUUUGUUUACAUCUCUAACUCCAGAAAUGUUUUUAACUGUAAGCCUAUGUGGCAUUUAUGAUAAAAUUUCAAUACAUCGUGGGUUUUAUACAAAUAGAAAAUCUGAGUUUCAUUUCUAUAAACAGGAAACUGAAUGUUUUAACUAUAAUGUAUCUGAUUUCUUCCUGCCACAUGUUCCACAUACCAUAAUGUACAUUCCUUUAGUGUAUUAUAAACAAAGUACAUAUAAUUAUGUUAGCUUCGAAAAAUAUAUACAACAAAAUUUGCCUUAAGCAUUUAUUUUGCCUAACUUGUAGUUGAAUAAAAGUUAAUGUAACUACUAAGGACUAAAUUCUGGCAAAUUUACUUACACUGAGUAUAUCCAAAAUUACUCAUGUUCUUUUCAGUGUUAGUAAGCGUAGCAGAAUCUGUCCUUAGACAAAUCCCCAUAGGCCUUUCUCAGUAAGUCUGAAAAAAUUCUGCAUAUGCUUUAGUGUACAGUUUUAAAUCUGUGAUUUCAUGUUAUAAAGAAAAAAAACUUAUUGAAAAGGCCUUACUCCUGCUGGAUGUGUUUCUACGUGCUUCAUUUUUAAGUCUGAAGGUUGUACAUCUUGCACAAUGUUAUCUGUUUUCUGUUAUCUUUAUGCACAAAUUAUGGACAGUGUAAAAAUCAUUCCUAAAAUCCAUUUGGAUAUGAACACAGUCACAGAAUGUAAUUAAAAAAUAUUCUGAAAACCACUGUGUUGUGUUUGAUUUAAUUCAAAAAUAUUGCAAUCACUAUACUUGGCCAAAUGCCGACUGUGUCUCCUUUUUCAUUUUCUUUUUCCUUAUUAUUAUUUUAUUUUAUUUUUAUUUUAUUAUAAAGCCAUCCAAGGUGGAUUACUGAUCAGGACUACUUUUGGUGAGGGAAAAUAAAGUUCAGCUUCAUGCAUAUUAGUCACAUUAUGGCUGAAAAUUUUACUUUUGAUUGGUAUUCAUAAACUUACUCUUUUAUUAGCAAAAAGAAAAAAAAAAAAA